Molecule: messenger RNA, 2457 nt
Organism: Cannabis sativa
Lineage: Eukaryota; Viridiplantae; Streptophyta; Magnoliopsida; Rosales; Cannabaceae
Product: ankyrin repeat-containing protein At5g02620-like
Exons: 5
Coding region: 363-2249 (628 amino acids)
Molecular function (GO): protein binding
Source: RefSeq, a predicted model, not a curated record
AAAAUUAUAUUAGUUUCUUAAUAAAUUAUAUGUCUUAUUACUUUGAUCAUCAUCAUAUAUCAUUUCUCUCUGUCUAAGUAUAUAUUAGAUCUUUACUAUUUAAACCCUAGCUUAAGUUAAUUAGUUUAGCUAGCAACGAAGAUCUUUGCUGUGGUUCUUCAUCUUCUAAUUCAAGUCUAUCUAGCUAAUAUUAAUUACUUUAAACCCUUCAACUCUCUCUCUCUCUCUCUCUCUCUCUCUCUCUCUCUCUCUCUCUCUCUCUCUCUCUCUCUCUCCUAGUCCUAAUAAUCUAUUGUUAUAUAAUGUGUAUGACUUUUCUCAAACAUAUAUAUGUAUUAUGAAAUAUAGAUGAAUCAAUAAAAAUGGCGGAAGCAAGUUCUAGUUUGAUAACAUCUACAACCCAAGCAGUUGUGGCAACAAAUACAAAUGAUCCAAAUCAAAAUCAAAAUCAGAGUCAAAGUCAACCAUCACAACCAAUUGAGUCUCGUAUCGAUGUUGGCUCUACAACAUCAACACCUCCACCUAGGAAUCCUUCCCCUCAUUUUGUACAAGGGUCAAGAAUUGAGUACUUUAAAGUAUGUGUGAGGUUGUACUAUGCUGCACUAAGUGGAGAUUGGAAUGUAGUGAAAGACAUCUUAAAAGAUCACCCACAAGCUCUAAAUGCAGCCAUAAGUAACAGACAAGACACUAUUCUCCACGUGGCAGCAAGAGCCAAUCAAGCCCAUGUGGUCAAAAUGAUGGUCAACGAAAUGAAAGACACCAUAGAUUUGACUUUACAAGACAGAGAAGGGAACACACCAUUCUCCUUGGCUGUGGCAGCUGGAGCUUCACAAGUCAUUGAAAUUCUAAGGCAUCAAAAUUCUGAUUUGGCCAUCACUCGAGGUGGUCAUGACCUCUUGCCACUUUAUAUGGCUUGUUUGUUUGGUCACAAUGCAAUAGCACUUAGUCUCUACCCUUUGACUAAUUCAAUUCUUCAAGAAAGAGAAAGAAGAUGGACUUUUUUCACUUGUAUCCACAAUGGUUUGUAUGAAUUGGCAUUGUUGAUGUUGAAAGAUUGUGCUGAGCUAUCCGUGGCACGUGACAAUGGUCAAACAGCCUUGCAUGUAUUAGCUCGAAAGCCAUUAGAUUUCAUAUCAGAGACUCAAGGAUUCUUACACAAAUUUCUCAUUUAUUUCCCUGGAAUGAGAGUCUUAAUUAGAAAAUCUCACAAGCAAAGCAAAGCCCUAAUUCUAGUGAAAGAACUUUGGAAGCAAAUUCUAAAAGACAGAAGUGACUCGGAGAUUAAGGAUCUAAUAAGAGGACCGACUCGAUUACUUCUCGAUGCGGCUGAGGUUGGAAACCAUGAUUUCAUAGUUGCUCUUAUUUGUUCUUACCAUGAUUUAUUAUGGGAAUGUGAUAGAGAAAGAAGAACCAUUUUCCACAUUGCUGUUGAGAAUCGACAUGAUGAGAUAUUUAGGUUGAUACAUGAGAUUGGUUCCAUUAAAAGUAUCAUAUUUGCUUUUAAAGAUAGUGAAGGAAACAACAUAUUUCAUCUUGUUGCUAACUUACCAUCUAUCGAAAGAUUAAAUGUUGUGUCUGGUGCAGCUCUACAAAUGCAACGUGAACUCAUUUGGUUCAAGGAGAUAGAGAAGAUGAUGGAUCCAUCUCUAAGAGAGAAAAAGAACAAUAAAAACGAAACCGCCAGUGUAAUUUUUAGCAAAGCACACGCAAAUUUAUUGAAAGAAGGAGAAUCAUGGAUGAAGAAAACGGCCGAAUCUUGUACAAUAGUAGCAGCCCUAAUUGCAACGGUAGUAUUCACCGUAGCUUUCAGUGUUCCUGGUGGUAACAACAGCGAUACAGGACUUCCUAUUCACAUAAAACACAAUGCAUACACAUUUUUUUCGCUAUCAAAUGGAAUAGCCAUGUUCUCAUCUUCGACAUCCAUACUCAUGUUCUUAUCCAUUCUCACAUCUCGCUACGCUGAGAGUGAUUUUCUUAGGGCUUUGCCUAAGAGGUUGAUUAUUGGACUCACUUCGCUUUUCGUCUCCAUGGCAACUAUGACAAUUGCUUUUUGUAUGGCGGUGUUCAUUGCGUAUCGUCAAAGUUCAAUGUGGAUACCUAUUCUUAUCACAACACUUCAAAUUGUUCCAAUCACUUUGUUUUUGUAUCUUUUGUAUCCUCUUCAAAUUGACAUAUUUUGCUCCACAUUUAACUCUCAUUCAUUGUUUAAACAAACUAAGCGUGAGCUUCAAUGGGCUGGUGAUAUUUGAAAAUUUUGUUAUGUAAUAUUUAAAUAGUAGUAAUGUAAUAAUGAGUAUUUUAUUGAGCAAUACAAUUUAAUAACUGUUUUUUUUUUUUUUAAAUUCAAAUAAGAAUUUUAAUACUUGCUAAAAUUGUUAGAUUUUUUUUUUAAAAAAAAAAAACUCUUUAUUUUGCACCCACUACAAUAAGUGAGCUUUUUGUUGGUGCAUUUUUGUU